This is a messenger RNA of Lolium rigidum, 789 nucleotides long. RefSeq names its product UMP-CMP kinase 2-like. Gene Ontology annotation, biological process: UDP biosynthetic process; 'de novo' pyrimidine nucleobase biosynthetic process; CDP biosynthetic process. Gene Ontology annotation, molecular function: ATP binding; UMP kinase activity. Lineage: Eukaryota; Viridiplantae; Streptophyta; Magnoliopsida; Poales; Poaceae. The transcript is spliced from 8 exons. Bases 70 to 789 code for a protein of 239 amino acids. Gene Ontology annotation, cellular component: nucleus; cytoplasm. The record is from RefSeq and is a predicted model, not a curated record.
CGCGCCUCUCUUGCUUCCCUGCCCUGUACUGUACGGCAAGCAAGACGAGAGCGCGCGAUCGCCGCCGGGAUGUGGAGGCGACGGCUGAGCGCCCUUCUUCCUCGAUCCCCCUCCGCCCCGUCCUCCUACCAGCAGAAGCACCGCCCCAUCCUCCUCCCCAGCCCCAAUGAGAAACCGCCUGCUCUGAAUCUGCUCAGGCUCUUCACAUCCCUAGCUGGAAGCGAUGGUGAUAGACCGUUCAUCGCUUUCGUCUUAGGGGGGCCUGGCAGUGGGAAAGGAACACAAUGUAGUAGGAUUGCUUCGGAUUUUGGGUUUGCUCAUGUGAGUGCUGGCGACCUUCUGAGGAACGAAAUAUCUUCUGGUACCGAUAAGGGGGAGGACAUCCUAGAGACAAUAAGGGAGGGGAGGAUUGUUCCUUCAGAGAUAACUGUUGAGCUGAUCAGAAAGGCAAUCGAAUCAAGCACUGCUAAAAGGGUUCUUAUUGAUGGCUUCCCAAGGUGCGAGGAAAACAGAAUUGCAUUCGAGAAAUUAACUGGAACUGAACCAGACCUUGUGAUUUUCUUUGACUGUCCUGAGGAUUUGAUGGUUAAACGGCUCCUAGGACGUAAUCAGGGACGAGUUGAUGAUAACAUUGAGACAAUCAAGAAGCGUCUAAAAGUGUUCGAGAGUUUGAAUAUGCCUGUUGUCAACUACUAUUCUUCAAGGGGAAAGGCUCACAAGAUAAAUGCAACAGGAACUGCAGAUGAAAUUUUUGAAGCAGUCCGCAAGUUGUUUUCCUCCUUAAGGUAA